ACGGAUAAUUUCGAAUCUACGGAAUGACGUUCAUGAGUGACGUGGUUUGCUGCUACGGUUCACAAAAUUGGUUUCGUUCCACGACGUCUUCAAUGUUGCAAACCAUUACAUGUAUCUAUUUACCACUGAAAUAAAGGUGUGGAAAAUACAAUUUAGGUGGCUCUAAGCUCUCUGCCAUGUCUUUGGAGAAGACCUCCGACCUGGCCAAUGAGAACACAUGCUUGCCGUCCUCGCUGACCCUUGACCUCCGCUCCCCACAUAGUGCUCUGCUUGAUUCUGACCUGAGCAAGAAGGCCAAAGGCACCACCACCUCCACCAAGAAGCGCCACAACUAUGCCACAUCCACACCUUUGGACCUGCUGAAUGGCACCAUGGGUAGCAAUUGCAUCGAUGAGGAAGAGUCCAGUCAACAGAGAGAGGAGGAGAGGGUCCGGAACCAGGAGAACGAGCAGGGACAGCACUGCACCGGGACCAAUGCCAAGUGGCUCAAGGAGGGUCAGAAUCAACUUCGCAAAGUGGCAGAGAGGCAGCAGGACCAGAAUAUAAAUUCUGACCAGGAUUUGAAUCACAACGAGAGCCCAGAUGGAAACCCCAACCAUAACUCUUUAGUGAUGGACCAGCAGGAGGAAGACAGUGAGCAGAACCCCUCUUCUAAGACCCUGAGGUCCCUCUGCUCUGACCUGAAUGAGCCUCUGCUGAUUGACACCUUAGAGACCCCUCAUGGGAAGGAGGAAGAGAAAGAAGAGAAAGAGGACAGGGAUGAGGAAGAGUCUCUACUACUUCCAACAGGUGGAGAGGGGGACACAGACUCGUCUGAGGCGCAAAGUAGCAGUGAGUCUCAGAGAUAUGACAGUGGAGAAGUGAAGGACACAUGCCUGCUGUUUCAGGGCAGAAACGCAGCACCCAGUGAUGAGGACUCCAGUUGCAUGUCACUGUCUCAGGGCAGCACAGCCAACAGCACGCCAGACAGUGACCCAGAGUCUUACUGGGACCGCAGUGCGUUUGAGACGGACACAGACCUGCCUGCGGGGUGGAUGCGGGUCAGAGACGAGUCGGGUACCUACUACUGGCACAUUCCCACAGGCACCACCCAGUGGGAGCCCCCCUCUCCCCUAGAGGAGGGAGAAGCCCCAGAAAGACCCUCCAGUACCUCCCCUGCCAUCACACCCAACGUGGAGCCACAGUUGAUGUGGAAUAGUCUCACCCAGUCCCGCCCCAACAGGUUUAAUGAUGAGGAGUUCUGGAAGGAGGAAGAUGCCAUGGCUGAUCAGACCCUAAAGGAUUUUGAAGGAGCCACAUUGCGUUAUGCCUCUAUCAACCUCAACUGCUCACAAUCUGAAGAAAAGGAAAAGAUGAACUCACUCAUCAAUGACCCGGAGGCUAAGGUUUUUGCAGUCCGGUCACUGGGCUGGGUGGAGAUAUCAGAGGAGGAGAUGGCUCCAGGGAAGAGCAGUGUGGCUGUCAACAACUGCAUCAGACAGCUCUCCUACCACAAACACAACCUGCACGACACGGCUGGGAUCUGGGGAGAGGGAAAAGACAUGCUCCUUGUUCUGGAGAAUGAAAUCUUGAACCUGAUAGAUCCGUUGGGCCAGACUCUGCUGCACACCCAGCCUAUCGUCAGCAUCCGAGUGUGGGGAGUGGGCCGGGACAACGGCAGGGAGAGGGACUUUGCCUACGUGGCGAGAGACAAACUGACUCAUGUUCUGAAGUGCCAUGUGUUCAGGUGUGACACACCUGCUAAGAACAUUGCCACGAGCAUGCAUGACAUCUGCUCUAAGAUAAUGGCCCAGAGAAAGUCAUCCAAGUCCUCUCUGAACAGACUCAACAUAGACCCCUCUAAACUGGCAGACAUUCCUUUCCAGGAAUUCCCUGCACCAAAGAAUGAGCUAGUCCAGCGCUUCCAGGUAUGUUACCUGGGUAACGUGCCAGUGGCCAAACCCGUAGGUAAGGAACGCUUUGGUAUGGACCUAGUUAACGUUGCCCUCGACACAGCAAUGAAUUCCAAAGACAAGGAAGAGUGGACGUCAGUUACUGUGAACGUGGCUUCAGCCACACUUACCAUAAUCACUGCUGAGACAGAGGAGGUUCUGUCAGAGUGCCGGGUGCGGUUCCUGUCCUUCAUGGGCGUGGGGAAGGACGUCCACACCUUUGCCUUCAUCAUGGCCGAAGGCCCCGGGGACUUCAUCUGCCACAUGUUCUGGUGUGAGCCCAACGCAGCCAGCCUCAGUGAGGCCGUGCAGGCCGCCUGCAUGCUGCGCUACCAGAAGUGUCUGGACGCCAGGCCGCCCAGUACCAGCUCCUGCCUGCCAGGCCCGCCGGCUGACUCCGUGGCACGCCGUGUGGGCUCAAGUGUCAAGAAGGGAGUUCAGAGCCUGCUGGGCAGCUUCAAGAGGUCUGGAUCCCAGACGCCCUGAGAGGUGCCAACUAACCCACUACACACCACUCCACCCCCAGGCCAAGCCCACCAUGAUAGCCAUGGUUCUCCUCACUCCUCCACUGCCUCUCUAUCACCCCCAUUCUGAGGUGUUAUGGUAGAACCUGCUUCCCUUCUCAUGGGCAGUGUGGGCUGCCUGUUGGGUUGGGGUACCUGUAAACCUAGCGCUGCUCACAGCUGCUCCAUGCGUAACGCUUCCUUCACUUCACCCUUGGUUGGACAAGUAGGCCAUCUUUUCCUUCACUUGUUUGUUUAAUCUGUGAAUUAUUAAAGGUGCAGAAGUUAUCUCAAUAUCAAAUAAUUUCUGGGUAAGAAUAAAGUACCUUACUGUGAUAUGUUUUCAGUUAAAAUAGUCAAACAAACAAAAAUAGCUUUUUAGCAAAGAGCAAUUUGUCAAGAAUUUAUCUAUGACUGUCAGGGAAUGGUCUGAGGUGGGGACUGAAAAUGAUAUUUUAUAGGAAGAGAUGUUUGGAACUCUUUCUUAUUGGUCUGUUAAGAGGAAACUGCUGGACUCUAGGACAGUGGUUUGAAUGACAGCAAGAGUUGGUUAAACUUGGUCUAGUUUACAAAGUAACAACACUAAUUAUGCUUAGGAAAACGGUUCCGUUCUGUAACAUUGUCUCUAUUUGUUUUGCAGAACAAAUAUAGUAUAUUAUUUGUGAAAAAUAGAAAUGGAAGAUGUGCAAUUGAAUUGUGAAUGUGGUUGAGCUCAUGCCAUGUGCUUGUGGCACUAUCAUGUUGGUUUUCAUUUCAAAAUGGAUAUAGACUUGAAAGAAAUUAGAAACAGUGGCAUGAGAAGUCUACAUAAAAUGCAGCAUGGUGAAUAAGUGUUGAGCUGGAAGCACUAAAACAUGCUAGCUAGCUAGCUAGCUAAUAUAAUAUUUGGCAAAUAAAUAUUUUGGAUAUAUAUAGUUUGUAUAGUACAUUUGUUGUCUUGCCGUUUUGUUUUAAGUCCCCUCUUCCUUCUGGGGGAGCUGGUAAACCAGCAAGUGCAUUAUCUUUAUUUUAUAGCAGCAUUUUUAUUUGUAUGUGUAUUGCAAAUUGCAGUAAAAUGUGUAUAGUUCAACUCCUCAAAUCUAAAAUGGAGAUGGCAUACUUUUAGAGCAUGACUCAAGUUUUAGUGAAACCUCUCAAGUCUCAAAGAAAGCUUAGGCUAUCUGUUACUGCACUCCAAGUGGACAGUAUGUUGGAGGAAGAUGGAAGCUUUCUGAUGACACAGCUAAAAGAAUUGUGUGUUUUAUGGUGGUCCUCAUUGUGCACAUUGUGUGGAAAUGGACCUGAAGUUGAUUUUAUCAUCCUUUUUUUAAUGAUCAGAUGUUAGUCUGUUGUGUAACCACAUUCUUUUAUCUGUUUAACCAUUUUUUUUUUUUAUACACGUGUUAAUUGUUUUCCUAUACUCCAUUCUGUAUGUCUAAACAUGUUUUGUGUGUUUAAUUUAGCUACAUCUGAGCAGUGACAGAGCUAUUUAUACCUACCCCCUUGUCCUUUCAAACUGUUUAUAAGAUCUGACAACUUUUAUGCCUCCUAAUUAAUUGGGUCUAAGGGAUGAAACACUAUCGUUGUGAUAGACAUGUCACUGAACUUGACAGCGUCUGUCAGUAACUCAGUCAUUUAACUCCCACUUCCUUUUUUAAUUUGUUUUUAAGCUCCUGACUGCCCUCUGCUGGGUUUAAGAAUAGUUAUUUUUCAUUAGCAGUGUGUCUGACAACACAACAGGAGCGCUAACAAGCCUGAUGCAUUUUGUUGUGCAAAGAUUGUAAUACGGAAAGUAUUUUUUACCCACAAACAGUGUUUGUCUAUGAAAGAGUCAGACUGAAGUAUGUGUGGAAGUUUCCUCCUUAGCGUGCAGUAUGUGUAAAUCAUAUGAACACUUCGCUGCAUAUAAACACAUCUUUAAAAUAAACUAUCCCAUAGUUGACUGAUGAGAGCAUAGUCUUCCCUUUUUGUUUUUGAAAGCAGUUGGUUAAAAAUACUUUCUUUUUUUAUGAAAUUAUUAUAUUUUUCUAAGUGUGUGUGUGUGUGUGUGUGUGUAACAUAUCUGUGAGAUGGAGAUGCCUUUUUAGCCUCAGUUCCUACCACUAUGUGGUCACUGGUGCAGCAGUGUUUCCAAAUCUAUAUCGCCAUACUAGUUAUCCCCCCUUCACUUUAUUGCGCCACAUUUCUCCAGCUCAUCUGUUUUGGACAGCAAUUUGACCAGACAAGAAGCCAUAGGUUAGGCUUUGGCCUGGCUUUAGUUGCUCGCUCACUCUUAAGUACUGACUAAUAAAAACAUAGAUACGUGUAUGUACAAUGUAGUUUUUUUUAGAAGACAGUUUUUUUUUUUGUAACUGAAUUUGUGCGGUUUUCAUCACUCCUAUAAUUUUUACUCCUUACUCUACACACUAAGUACUCUACACUACUUACUGUAACUGUCAGAUGUUGGUUGCAUUGUACAAACAGAGCUUCCUGGUGUUAGUAUAUCAUUUAUUUUUAAUUCACACUGUAAUAUUGCACCAUGCUUUGAGGCCUCAAAAAUACUUUCAAGAAUUUGUGCAUGUUGUGGCUUUAGAUGUGACUGUACAUUUCACAUGUCAAAUGUUUUCCCUUCCAUUUCAAUAGUGACUGUCACUACACAUGUCCCUAAUCCACUUAUUGCUCACCCGUUUCUUUUGUUUUGCUGAGAAAGCGGUUAUAACCCAUUUUAUAUAUUCACUCCAGUGUAGAUGUCAACCGGUGGGCGCACUUUGCAUGGCUGUUAUAUAAGGACUGACCCUAGCUUCUCAGAACAGGGGAGAACAGAGGGUCCUCAGUGUGUUUUCAGCUCUGCAAGGACAAAUAUAGGCCACGAUGGGAAGUUGAGUACUGGUAUACGUUUGCCCUACUAACAAAAACCCCAUCGGAUUGUCAAUGUAGAUUCCUUGUUGUAAUGCUCAAGAUAUUUAGGUUGCUUUGGUGAUGUUCAAGGUUAAAUAUUUGUCUUAAGGAUUAAUCAUUGCAAUAAAAAUGAGUAAUACAUGCUUUUCUUUAACUUAAGAUAAAUUAUUGAAUGAUUACAUGUGUUGAAGUUAAGAAACAGACUUUGAUCCAAAUGUACCGCAACACUAAUAUAAUAGGGCUGUGAUCAUGUCCUCUGUCAUAGGCCAUGGAAAAUAUAUAGGUUCAGUUUUUAACAAACGUGAACUUUUAUAUAUCUGCCUUUUUGUUUGUUUCAGAUGUGUUCAGUGUGUUAACCGUUCGAUGUGAGGUAUUUAUUAAGGAAACCUUACAGUGAAGUGAUACCUUUUGUUCACACUCCUGUAUGUCAGCCAUGUGUAUUUUUUUAGGUUCUGUUUUCUGAAGAAUGUAAAUGAGGUGUGUGUGUGUGUAUACAGUACCAAUUAAAAGUUUGUACACCUA
Messenger RNA from Salmo salar (Atlantic salmon), 5812 nucleotides. The record is from RefSeq and is a predicted model, not a curated record. NCBI's taxonomy places the organism in Eukaryota, Metazoa, Chordata, Actinopteri, Salmoniformes, Salmonidae.